UCCAUUUUGCAUGUCUUCUUCUUCCCGACCGCUCUCCUUCCUUGUUCAUCGUAGGGAACAGCUUGAGAAGGAGGAAGCUGGACAGCCCUCCUUCGUCUCUCUCAUUCCCAAUCCGAAUCGCCAUGGAUUUCCACCAUGUGAUCCUCCUCCUCCUCCUCUCUUCCAUCUCUCUCUCCGAAGCCAAGCUCAACCCCAAUUAUUACAAGAAGUCAUGCCCCGAUUUCGAGAGGAUCGUCCGUGAGACCAUCACUGACAAGCAGAUGUCCACACCCACCACGGCCGCCGGCACGCUCCGCCUCUUCGUCCACGACUGCUUGGUCGAGGGUUGCGACGCCUCCGUCCUCGUGUCCUCCAACUCCUUCAACCAGGCUGAGCGUGACCAGGACAUCAACCUGUCUCUCCCAGGGGAUGCGUUCGAGGUGGUCACUCGCGCCAAGACUGCCUUGGAGCUCUCUUGCCCUAAGACGGUCUCAUGUGCCGAUAUAUUGGCCCAAGCCACCCGGGACCUUAUCACCAUGGUUGGCGGUCCGUUCUACACGGUUCAGCUUGGUAGGAAGGAUGGCUUGGUCUCGAAGGCAUCCAGGGUCGAAGGAAAUCUUCCGAGAACUACCAUGACCAUUGAUCAAUCCAUCAAGAUCUUCGAGUCCAAAGGGUUCACCGUGCAAGAAUUCGCGGCUCUAAUGGGCGGACACACCAUUGGGUUCUCUCAUUGCAAGGAAUUCAGCGACAGGAUCUUCAAUUAUGGCAGGACCUCGGGCCCUGAUCCCGCUUUAAAUCCCAAGUUCGCCGCUGGGUUAAGGCAGAUGUGCUCCAAUUACACUCGUGAUGGCGGCAUGGCCGCCUUCAAUGAUAUAAUGACGCCCGGAAAGUUCGACAACAUGUAUUACCAGAACCUGCCACGCGGAUUAGGGCUAUUGGCCAUAGACCAUGCAAUGUACGCGAGCCCUAGGACAAGGCCGUUCGUGGAGCUGUACGCCAAGGACCAAAGCGCGUUUUUCAUGGCGUUUGCGCGUGCCAUGGAGAAGCUCAGUGUUUAUGGCGUCAAGACCGGUCGGAAAGGUGAGAUCAGAAGUAGAUGCGACGCAUUCAACUCGAUUAGAACUUAAAAAGGAUGCAACAUAUAUGGAGAGACAUCUUUUAUGGUGUAAUCCUCUGAUAAUGUGUAGUAUCAUUUGCUUCAUACUUAUGAUGCCAAUUAUAACAUUUGGAGGAGUAUGAGGAAGGGGGUACAACGUUAUUGUGGUAAAAGGAUUCAAGUGCUAAAA
Messenger RNA from Syzygium oleosum, 1265 nucleotides. RefSeq names its product peroxidase 41-like. The record is from RefSeq and is a predicted model, not a curated record. Gene Ontology annotation, molecular function: peroxidase activity; heme binding. NCBI's taxonomy places the organism in Eukaryota, Viridiplantae, Streptophyta, Magnoliopsida, Myrtales, Myrtaceae. The transcript has a single exon. The coding region runs from base 123 to 1106 and encodes 327 amino acids. Gene Ontology annotation, biological process: response to oxidative stress; hydrogen peroxide catabolic process.